AGAAGAUGAAGAUCUUACUCAUAGUCAUGCUCUUGGCCGCUUGAGCUUUAUGCCAAGGCGGAAACUCCAGGUUUUAUAGUGAAGAAGAAUUGGUAGAGAAGAAGGGAUUCAUUGCUUGUCAUAAUUUGGGAAGGGUCAAGGCAAUGGAGAAUUAUAUGGAGAUCUCUCAGACUGAAACAAAUCUUGCAGCAGGAAGCAAUACAGUUGCUUGGAGAUACAUGAUUGAUGUGAUUCAUACUUGUCUUAACAAGGUAUCUGAGGCUGAUAAGGAUACUAUUUUCCAAUACUACCAGGAUGGAGAGGAGCUCCCAGACAUCUCAUUCCUCUCUAAUGAUUUGUUCAUAAAAAUAUCUGAGGCUUUCAAAUCUGCAGAAGAUUUACAGAUUCCAGAAGAUCAAAUGGAAACCAAGGACAAAGUCUCCGAAAACGCUGAUAAAUUCAGAGCUACAUUCGAGAAAAACAAGAAGAAAGCUAACAAGGCUCAACAAGGCUUGCACAUCCUCGGAUUCAACGUAGACAACCUCAGCACAGGUACUAAAGCCAUCUACGCACUCAUCAUCAUCGGAACAAUAGGUUUCUUCCUUCUUAAGGCAACCUCAGUUUUGUUCAGAGAGGACAACGCUAACCCAAAGCAUCAAAGACCAAAGAAGAAGGGAAGUAAGGGAAGGAAAAAGGCUAAAACCACCUAAUUUUAA
Moneuplotes crassus is the source of this 695-nucleotide messenger RNA. NCBI's taxonomy places the organism in Eukaryota, Ciliophora, Spirotrichea, Euplotida, Euplotidae. The record is from the annotation of a GenBank genome assembly.